GGGGCGGAUGGGACGCGGCUCGGCGGGCGAGCGGUGCCGGCGUCCGCGGCUGGAAUGGUGCUGGCGACGGCGGUCGGCGCCUGCCUUCUGAAGCCCGAGAGGAGCCACCAUGGAGACGCCGCCGCUGCCUCCCGCAUGCACAAAGCAGGGUCAUCAGAAGCCUUUCGAUUCAAAAGAUGAUAAUACUGAAAAACACUGCCCAGUGACAGUGAAUCCUUGGCAUAUGAAGAAAGCUUUUAAAGUCAUGAACGAGUUAAGAAGUCAGAAUUUGUUGUGCGAUGUCACAAUUGUGGCAGAAGACAUGGAAAUCUCUGCUCACAGAGUGGUGCUGGCCUCCUGUAGUCCUUAUUUUCACGCCAUGUUUACAGGUGAAAUGAGUGAGAGCCGAGCAAAGAGAGUUCGAAUAAAAGAGGUAGAUGGCUGGACCCUGAGGAUGUUAAUUGAUUAUGUUUACACUGCAGAAAUUCAGGUUACAGAAGAAAAUGUACAGGUACUUCUCCCAGCAGCUGGUCUGUUACAGUUACAGGAUGUGAAGAAGACUUGCUGUGAAUUUUUGGAAUCCCAGCUUCACCCUGUCAACUGUUUAGGAAUCCGGGCUUUCGCUGAUAUGCAUGCCUGCACAGACCUCCUAAACAAGGCCAACACCUAUGCAGAGCAACAUUUUGCAGAUGUUGUACUUAGUGAAGAAUUUCUCAAUCUUGGCAUUGAACAAGUGUGUAGCUUAAUCUCAAGUGACAAACUUACCAUUUCCUCUGAAGAGAAGGUAUUUGAAGCAGUAAUAGCUUGGGUGAACCAUGACAAGGAUGUGAGGCAAGAGUUUAUGGCUCGGCUGAUGGAACAUGUUCGGUUACCUUUGCUUCCUCGGGAAUAUUUAGUUCAGAGAGUUGAAGAGGAAGCAUUGGUCAAGAAUAGCAGUGCUUGCAAAGAUUACCUCAUUGAAGCUAUGAAGUAUCAUUUGCUGCCAACAGAGCAGCGUAUAUUAAUGAAAAGUGUCCGGACCCGACUGAGGACACCCAUGAACCUUCCCAAAUUGAUGGUGGUGGUUGGGGGCCAAGCACCAAAGGCUAUUCGAAGUGUGGAAUGCUAUGACUUUAAAGAAGAACGAUGGCACCAGGUAGCAGAAUUGCCUUCCAGGAGGUGCAGGGCAGGGAUGGUCUAUAUGGCUGGGCUUGUUUUUGCUGUUGGUGGCUUUAAUGGCUCAUUGAGAGUCCGCACUGUAGAUUCCUAUGACCCUGUGAAGGACCAAUGGACCAGCGUGGCUAACAUGCGAGACCGGAGAAGCACUUUGGGAGCUGCUGUGUUAAAUGGAUUGUUAUAUGCCGUGGGAGGCUUUGAUGGGAGUACAGGUUUAUCAUCUGUGGAAGCAUAUAACAUAAAGUCUAAUGAGUGGUUUCAUGUAGCUCCAAUGAACACAAGGAGGAGCAGUGUUGGUGUAGGUGUUGUUGGAGGUUUGCUCUAUGCUGUAGGGGGUUAUGAUGGAGCUUCACGUCAGUGUCUUAGCACAGUAGAAUGCUAUAAUGCCACAACAAAUGAGUGGACCUAUAUAGCAGAAAUGAGCACCAGACGGAGUGGAGCAGGUGUUGGUGUGUUAAACAACUUACUGUAUGCUGUAGGAGGUCAUGAUGGCCCUUUAGUACGAAAAAGUGUUGAAGUAUAUGAUCCCACCACUAAUACAUGGAGACAGGUUGCAGAUAUGAACAUGUGCAGAAGAAAUGCAGGAGUUUGUGCAGUUAAUGGUCUGUUAUAUGUUGUUGGAGGGGAUGAUGGUUCCUGUAACUUGGCAUCCGUAGAAUAUUAUAACCCAACAACUGAUAAAUGGACAGUCGUGUCAUCAUGUAUGAGUACAGGGAGAAGUUAUGCAGGGGUCACAGUUAUUGAUAAACCAUUAUGAGCCUGAAGGACUUUUUGGCAUAUUUACACGUGAGAAACAGGCUUCAACAAGUAUUUCUGAAGUGACUGAGAAUCUAGCACUUCUCCACUUGUAGCUGCACUUUAGGUCUCAGCAGAAGAUAAGAUCGUCUGCCUUUAUAGGCCUCAGAUAUGAAGAUUAUUUUUGGUAGAAGCACCGUGUAGGCUUUUUCUGCAAUGAGCAGCAGCUGACUGAGUUUUAAUAAGAAACCCGGACUGCAGUACUUAUUCUGUAGUCUUUAGACAACAGUUGCUUUCAUAAAGGCUCAUUCUUCUCAUCCUUGAAUGACUAUGGAUUAUUUUGUGAAAGAGGAUAAAGUAAUGUGUGUUCUUGUAAAAUUAAAUUUGAUCUUUUCUUCCUCUACUGUAAAUCUGUAUACCCAGGAACUGAAAAUCUUUGAACAGGUAU
Messenger RNA from Cynocephalus volans (Philippine flying lemur), 2317 nucleotides. RefSeq names its product kelch like family member 2 (gene KLHL2). The transcript is spliced from 15 exons. Gene Ontology annotation, molecular function: protein binding. The record is from RefSeq and is a predicted model, not a curated record. Bases 110 to 1891 code for a protein of 593 amino acids. NCBI's taxonomy places the organism in Eukaryota, Metazoa, Chordata, Mammalia, Dermoptera, Cynocephalidae.